AUGGCAAUGUUCAGUCAAAACCCGUUGAUGAACGGCCCAAAUUACUCCUUCAGCCAGACACCAUCAACCGCCGCAGCUGGCAACAAGGAGCACAGUUUCUACCCAUAUACCGAUAACGGAGGCUCAACUCUUGCGAUCUCAGGUAACGACUUCACGAUCAUUGCAGGCGAUACCAGAUCCACAUCCGGCUACAACAUCAACACCCGCUACAGCCCCAAAGUCUUCAAGAUCGGCGGCACAACCUCAUCACAAGACGACGCGACGCUCGUUCUCUCAGUCGUCGGAUUCGCCGCAGAUGGAGCAGCCUUAAAAGAACGUUUAGACGCCAUCGUCAAGAUGUACCGAUACCAACACGGGAAGCCUAUGAGCGUAAAGGCGUGCGCGCAACGAUUAUCCACCAUCCUCUACGGAAAGCGAUUCUUCCCAUACUAUGUGACUGCUAUUCUGGGUGGGCUUGAUGAGGAGGGAAAGGGUGCGGUGUACUCGUAUGAUCCGGUGGGCAGUUAUGAGCGGGAACAGUGUAGGGCGGCUGGUGCGGCGGCGAGUUUGAUCAUGCCGUUCUUGGAUAAUCAGGUCAAUUACAAGAACCAGUACAUCCCGGGUAGUGGUGAGGGUCACGCAUUACAGGAGCGAGAGAAGAUUCCACUGCCAAGAAAUGAGGUUGAGGAUCUGGUUAAGGAUGCAUUUGAUAGUGCGGUAGAGAGACAUAUUGAGGUCGGGGAUGGACUUCAGAUGCUGAUUAUCACGAAGAGCGGUAUCGAGGAGAAGUACUUGCCACUGAAGAAAGAUUAG
Molecule: messenger RNA, 792 nt
Organism: Glarea lozoyensis ATCC 20868
Lineage: Eukaryota; Fungi; Ascomycota; Leotiomycetes; Helotiales; Helotiaceae
Product: N-terminal nucleophile aminohydrolases (Ntn hydrolases)
Exons: 2
Coding region: 1-792 (263 amino acids)
Cellular component (GO): proteasome core complex
Source: RefSeq, a predicted model, not a curated record